GUACGUAAUGUUUACGUUUAUUGACAGUCAAUGUAAAAAAAAACAGCUGAUUACAAAGUCACAUCUAUCGAAAGUAAAUCUUUAAACUUCUGAUAUCGUGAAAACAUAACAAUGACUCUUCGUCAUGAUCAGCGAGUCCGUUUAUUGUACAAAACGAUUCUCAGAUUACAUAGAGGCCUUCCCGUCGAACUGCAACCUCUAGGAAACAGUUAUGCCAAAGACGAGUUCAAGAGACACAAAACCUGUAAUCCAGCCGAGGCUCAAGUGUUUUUAGUCGAAUGGACAAACUAUGCAGUCCAGUUAUCUCAUCAACUUGGACUCGGAAUCAAAGGCAGGCCGAAAGAGAAGGUCGGUGAAUAUUUACCGGUGAACAAGUUGGACGAUUUGAGAGAGGAACAAGUCGUUCAAUUGUACGAAUUAAUGAAAGCGGCAACUGGAGAGACAGAUGACAAAAAUUCUAAGGAACAGCCCGAUGGGACGAAGAGUUGAAACGAAUAGGCUUUGUGUGUAGAAGCGAAAAGUAUUUAUUAAAAGAAAAUUGGAAUUGAA
Molecule: messenger RNA, 549 nt
Organism: Bradysia coprophila
Lineage: Eukaryota; Metazoa; Arthropoda; Insecta; Diptera; Sciaridae
Gene: Sdhaf3
Product: Succinate dehydrogenase assembly factor 3
Biological process (GO): succinate metabolic process; mitochondrial respiratory chain complex II assembly
Cellular component (GO): mitochondrial intermembrane space; mitochondrion
Source: RefSeq, a predicted model, not a curated record